UGCGAUGACCGCCCGACCGGCGCUCCGCGCUUCUCUCCGCUAAUUUAAACUUCUUCUGCGUCACGUUGCCACUCAUCCAAGAUCACCGACUUUUUCCUCCGUGGACUUAUUAACACUCGUGGUUUCUUUUUUUUUUCCAAACAGACCUUUAACUUUUGCGAAUUGUUUUGCAGUCUGUUUUUACCUCUCACUUUUUAAGCAUGUAGCCUAUUUUUCGUGUUCAGGAAGCGGAUUUGCACCAGCUUGUUUUUUUUUUUCCUUCCUUUUCUUUUAUCCAGACUGAGACACUUAAAAGUGAAUUAUUAAGAGUUUUUUUUUGUUUUUUUUUUUUUUUUUUUUUAAGAAAACUUGAAACACUUUAUUCUUUGCUGCCACAAUGACCGAAGAAGGGAAAUCGGAGCACAGGGGGGAAAGCGGCAGAGACGCGGAGAAGCAGCUCCGUUUGCGCGUCUGCGUUCUGAACGAGCUCCUCAAGACCGAGCGCGACUACGUGGGGACCCUCGAGUUCCUGUCGGUGUUCAUGCAUCGCCUUAACCAAUAUGCAGCUGCAAAAAUCGAUAAGAAUAUCACAGAGGAGACAGUUAAGGUGCUGUUUUCCAACAUUGAGGAGAUCCUCUCCGUGCACAAGGACUUCCUGUCUAUGGUGGAGGAGCUGCUCCACCCAGACCCCCAUGCACACCACGAAGUGGGCCGUUGCUUUCUGCACUUUAGGAGCCGCUUCCAGAUUUACGAUGAGUACUGUGGGAACCACGAGAAGGCCCAGAGGCUGCUGCUGGAGCUGAACAAGAUCCGCAACGUGCGCACGUGUCUGCUGAACUGCAUGCUAUUGGGAGGGAGGAAGAAUACGGAAGUGCCACUGGAAGGGUAUCUUGUCGCACCAAUUCAGAGGAUCUGCAAAUACCCCCUCCUCCUUAGGGAGUUGUUGAAGAGGACCCCAAAGAAGCACAAUGAUUACCCACUGGUUCUGGAGUCGCUGCAGGUCAUGAAGGCUGUGUGCUCCAGCAUCAAUGAGGCCAAGAGGCAGAUGGAGAAGCUGGAAGUCCUGGAGGAGUGGCAGUCACACAUCGAGGGAUGGGAGGGUUCCAACAUCACCGACACCUGCACAGAGAUGCUGAUGCAGGGCAUCUUACUGAAGAUCUCUGCUGGAAACAUACAGGAGCGUGUCUUCUUUCUAUUUGAUAACCUCUUGGUGUACUGCAAAAAAAAGAACCGCCGUUUGAAAAAUAGCAAGACUGCCACGGAGGGCCCUCGCUAUCUGUUCCGUGGCCGGAUCAAUACAGAGGUCAUGGAGGUUGAGAACGUCGAUGAUGGUACAGCUGACUACCACAGCAGCGGGAACAUUGUGAACAACGGAUGGAAGAUCCACAACACAGCGAAGAACAAAUGGUUUGUCUGCAUGGCGAAGACGCCGGAGGAGAAGCAGGAGUGGCUGGAGGCCAUCCUGAAGGAACGUGAAAGGAGGAAAACGCUGAGAUUGGGAAUGGAGCAGGACACCUGGGUUAUGGUGUCGGAAAAAGGAGAAAAGCUCUACAACAUGAUGACUGCCCAAGGUCACCUCAUCAAAGACAGGAAACGCAAGCUCACAACCUUCCCCAAGUGCUUUCUUGGGAGUGAGUUUGUGUCCUGGCUGAUGGAGAUUGGGGAGACAGACAAUCCAGAAGAAGGUGUGCACCUGGGUCAAGCCUUGCUGGAGAAUGGGAUCAUUCAUCACGUUACAGACAAGCACCAGUUUAAGCCAGAGCCUGUGCUGUACAGGUUCCGCUACGAUGAUGGAACCUACCACCCUAGGAGCGACAUGCAAGAUGUCAUCUCCAAGGGUGUCAGGCUCUUCUGUCGACUGCACAGUUUGUUCACACCCGUGAUCAGGGAUAAAGACUACCAUCUCAGAACGUAUAAAUCGGUCGUGAUGGCGAACAAGCUCAUCGACUGGCUGAUCGCACAGGGCGACUGCCGGACAAGAGAGGAGGCCCUCAUUCUGGGGGUGGAGCUCUGUGACAAUGGAUUCAUGCACCAUGUGCUGGAGAAGAGCGAAUUCAAGGACGAGCCCCUUCUGUUCCGCUUCUUUGCUGAUGAGGAGAUGGAGGGCUCCAACACUAAGCACAAGCCCAUGAAACAUGACCUGAGGAUUGUGGAGAACGUCAUCACUAAGUCCCUGCUGGUUUGGCCCAGUGAUGGAGGCUAUGGCUUCACCCUAGAGGAAAGGAACCGGGUGCCCAUUGUCAAGUCUGUGGAGAAGGGCUCUGGUGCAGAGAUGGCUGGGCUUGAGGUGGGGAAGAAGGUGUUUGCUGUCAACGGGGACCUUGUCUUCCUGCGUCCCUUCCAGGAAGUGGACUGCUUCCUGAGGCAAUGCUUCAACAGCGGUGGUCCUCUGAGGGUUCUGGUCAGCACCAAGCCCAGAGAGACGGUGAAGAUCCCGGACUCAGCAGAUGGCCUGGGCUUCCAGAUCCGGGGCUUCGGCCCAUCUGUGGUGCAUGCAGUUGGCAGGGGGACUGUGGCGGCCAUCGCAGGCCUGCACCCUGGCCAGUGCAUCAUAAAAGUCAAUGGGAUCAAUGUGAGCAAGGAGAGUCAUGCCAGCGUCAUUGCGCAUGUUACGGCCUGCAGGAAGUACCGCCGGCCUGCACAGCAAGACUCAAUAAAGUGGGUGUACAACAACAGCGAGAGUGCCCAGGAGGACCGCCAGAAAGCCAGCCAGAAGGCAUCGGUGGAGGAGAAUGGGGAGGUGUUUGAGUGUAAAGUGGAAGAGGUCAUGGACAAGUUCAACACUAUUGCCAUUAUUGAUGGAAAGAAGGACCACGUGAGCCUGACGGUGGACAACGUGCACCUGGGCUAUGGGGUGGUCUAUGAGUACGACAGCACGGCUGGUGUCAAGUGCCACGUCCUGGAGAAGAUGGUGGAGCCUAAAGGCUUUUUCAGCCUGGCUGCCAAGAUUCUGGAAGCUCUGGCGAAGAAUGACGAGCAGCUAGUGCAGACUUGCAGCCGGUUGAGCGGCAGCUCUGACGUCAUCCCCGAAGACCUACAGGCCAAGUUCACCACCAUGUGCGGAGAGAGGCUGGAGCACAUUAAUCGACGUGUUACCAACUACCGCAAGUUCUCCCGAGUGCUGAGGAAUCGUGCCUGGCCCACAUUCAAGCAGGCCAAGACGAAGGUGUCCCCGCUACACAGCAGUGACUUCUGCCCCACCAACUGCCACAUCAAUGUCAUGGAAGUGUCCUACCCCAAGACCACCACCUCCCUGGGCAGCGCUUUUGGGGUGCAGCUUGACAGCCGUAAGGGAUCCACACUGGAGAGGGCCACCUGCAGCUCAGAACAAGGCAAGCUGAACCCAACAGUGUAUGCCCAGCACACCAUCACCAGUAUGGCUGCCCCCUCUGGCCAUAGCUUGGGCCAAGCUGAAGGCCACGGCCUCCGCUUUCUGCUCCGCGAAGAUGACCUGGUCACGCUAGAUGCCUACCAGAGGCUGCUCGCCAAACUCUCCACCGUAGUGAAGGAAAUGGAAUGCUAUGCUGCACAGAUACAUGAUUUGCUCUCCACCAUCACCCAUCCUCCCGCGUCCGACGGGAAGGCGCCUGAGAACUGCGUCCCUGGUGAUGGUGAGGGCGAUAAAGGGGAGCGCAAUGGCAAGAAAGUGUGCUUCAACGUCACCGGGGAUGAGCAGGAUGACUCAGGCCAUGACACAAUCAGCAACAGAGACUCGUAUAGUGACUGUAACAGCAACAGGAACUCAAUAGCCUCCUUUACCAGCAUAUGUAGCAGUCACUGCAGCUCCUAUGUCCACAGUGAUGAGAUGGACUCAGGAGAUGAGAUGCCAGCCAGCAUCUGGAUUUCGCAUGAUAAGCAGAAGAAGCUUCAUGGGUUUCUGGAGCACCUCUUCAGCCAGGUGGAUUCCAUAACCAGCCUGCUCAAGGGAGCAGUCGUUGCUCGUGCCUUUGAACAGACAAAGUGCUUCACACCAGAACGAAGUCUACAAGAGUUCCACCAAGAAAUGGAACCCCGGGUGAACUGCGCCAGGAAGCUGCGGCAGCACGUGAAGCAAGACCCCUGGAACCUGCCCAGCAGUGUGCUCACUCUCACUCAGACCAUUGCCAAGUUUGUGGAAGAGGUGAAGACUCGUUUUCUGAUGGUCCUACUCCAGUACACAGACUCUGAGAUCCAAUUGCGGCGGGACAUGGUUUUCUGCCAGAGUCUGGUGGGGGCUGUGUGCGCCUUCUCCGAGCACCUUCUUGCUGUACUGCACCAGACUCAAUCUCCGGGGCACGAGGCCGACACCGAGAGCCACGACGCCAGCCGACGAUGGUUGGAGCAGAUUGCCAGUGUUGGUGUGCUCUUCCACUUCCAGUCCCUGCUCUCACCCAACCUGACAGAUGAACAGGCGAUGCUGGAGGACACACAGGUGGCGCUCAUAGACCUGGAGAAAGUUACCUUCUGCUUUCGGCAGUUUGAAGGGGAGCCCUUGGUUGCAAAUAUGCCCAUCUCAUACCAGGUGGAGGGAACCCGACAGGCUAUCAAGGUGUGCUUUUUCCUGGAGAGUUUCUACUUUGAGCUGCUGCCAUUGAGGCUGAGGAAUGGAGCCAGCUGCAAGAUCUACCCCGUGCUCUUCACACAGGCUCUUGAGAGCAUGGAAGGUUACUAUUACCGGGACAAUGUCUCCGUUGAGGACUUCCAGGCGCAGAUCAACGCGGCCUCUUUGGAGAAGGUCAAACAGUACUAUAAGAGACUGAGGGCUUUUUACCUUGACAAAUCCAAUCUACUACCAAGCUCUGCACCCAAAGCUGCCUUAAUAGACAAGCUGAUGCGUCCCCUGAAUGCGGUGGAGGAGCUGUACCGGCUGAUGGAGCGCUUCAUCAGCUCCCGGCGCACAGCUGCCUGCCAGUUUACAGCCUGCGGGGCCUCCGGGGUGGGCCUGCUCUCGGUGGCCUCCGAGCUCUGCAACCGACUGGGGGCCUGUCACAUUGUCAUGUGCAACAGCGGGGUUCACAGGUGUACCCUGAGUGUCACCCUUGAGCAGGCCAUCCUUCUGGCCAGGAACUACGGCCUUCCUCCCCGUUGCAUCCUGCAGGCCACAGAUGUCAUGAGGAAACAGGGUGCAAGAGUUCAAAAUUCAGCCAAGAAUCUGGGAGUGAGAGACCGAACACCGUCUUCAGUCCCAAGGUUGUAUAAGCUGUGUCAGCCCCCACCGCCGGAUGGCGACCCAUGAAGAUGCCAGUUCAGCUAGGAACACAAGCUGGGUUGAUCCCGCCUAUGGACCAGAGGUUCAGAAGUACAGCCACCACCGAUGGUCUGACAUACCUGGAAUUAAAACGGUCUUGCUGUGGCCGGCCAUAGAGGACUGUCCUCGAUGGCUUUCCUUGACUUCAGCUAUUUGGUUUUCUCAUUAUUGUAAAUAUUAAAUGUAUAUGUAACUCUAUUGUUCCUUUACUUGUUAAAGAAAUAUGUUUAUUAAUGCAACAUCCUGCUACAUCACAUCACAUCUCAUUUUAUUUUAUUUUACUUUUUUAGUUGCGUGGCAUUAAAAAUUAAACAAAACAAGCUAAAGAAGUGCAUUAAGAGCGUAGAAAAAAAUUAGCCUUUUUAAAUCUACAAAUCCAUUUCCUGUAAAUAAGUAUGCUGGUUAGAGGGUGAGACAUUUUGACGGUCAUCGAGUGAGGAUAUUGUCACUUUUAUGGCUACAAUGCCUAAGACUACUUCAAAGGUCAAUUCAAUGUGCAUUAUGUUUAUGGAAUAAUGUGAAAAAGGAGUGAAAUGAGGAAUGGUCAAGUUUAAAUAGCGCCCCCCUUUGGUGAAGAGAUGUACUGUAAGCUUGUGGUCCUCACCCCAGUCGUGCUUGGCGUCUACUCACUCUGUUGGACCUGUGUGAACAAUAGGACUACCUGAUACUUGACAAUCUCACAUUUUGCUUAAUUAGGCAUUAACAUUUGUAAGAAUGAAAAAAAAAAGCCUUAUCAAUACUGGCUGAAAGCAAAGGCUAUGACCUCCUUUUGAAUAAAUCAUGUUAAAUAUGCUGUUAUGGGCACUCAUGGUAACAAAUAACUUGAGUUUUGUUACUGUGAAGUUUAAUCUUGCCUGUCUUCCUUGCCUAGUGGGUGACUUGUCUUGCCACAAUAAGACUAACCUCAGCAGCAGGUCUUUUUGUGACACGAAUUGGUCUGAUUUCAAUCAGUGUUAUAUUUUACUCUGUACUAAAGCUCUGUUAUUUUAAACACACACACACUUGUAUAAAACCAGUACU
Messenger RNA from Scleropages formosus (Asian bonytongue), 6226 nucleotides. It is a transcript of the gene prex2, whose product is annotated as phosphatidylinositol-3,4,5-trisphosphate-dependent Rac exchange factor 2. The record is from RefSeq and is a predicted model, not a curated record. Gene Ontology annotation, cellular component: plasma membrane. Lineage: Eukaryota; Metazoa; Chordata; Actinopteri; Osteoglossiformes; Osteoglossidae. The coding region runs from base 377 to 5194 and encodes 1605 amino acids. Gene Ontology annotation, molecular function: guanyl-nucleotide exchange factor activity; protein binding; GTPase activator activity. The transcript is spliced from 40 exons. Gene Ontology annotation, biological process: intracellular signal transduction; regulation of signaling; positive regulation of GTPase activity.